Molecule: messenger RNA, 873 nt
Organism: Paramecium tetraurelia
Lineage: Eukaryota; Ciliophora; Oligohymenophorea; Peniculida; Parameciidae
Exons: 4
Biological process (GO): regulation of cytosolic calcium ion concentration
Cellular component (GO): cytosol; synapse; neuron projection
Molecular function (GO): calcium ion binding
Source: RefSeq, a predicted model, not a curated record
AUGGAUCCAAAUAAAUUCAUAAAAUAUUAACCUUAUUAAAUGACAGAUUCAGUAAAGGCAGGUGGUCUAUUUAGCCCUGAAUAAUGUGAAUAACUUUCAAAAAAAAUUCUUGAUUUAUUUGAUGAAAACAAAGAUGGAUAAUUAGAUUUGUUUGACGUAAGCCAAAUGCUAUAAGAUUGUUAUAGAGCUAUGAAUAAGAGUUAUAAUCCAACACCUACUGACAUUGCUGCUUUUACAAGAAAAAUGGAUACAAAUGGUUAAGGCAGAGUAGAUGAAAAAAUUAUCUAGAAUUUAUGUAUGAAAUACCUUUGUACAAUGGUUUCAAACAAUAAUUCUUAACUAAAAGUAGAAAAACCUCUUUAAGAGAUAAAUGUUAAAAUAUAACCAACUGAUAAUUCCAAUUAGGAAGAAAUCUUAUUACAAUCGUCCAACUAAGAGAAACAAACUUAAGAAGCUCCCAAAGUUGAACAAAAUCAAAUAUUAAUUUAACCAAAAUAAGAGAAGAAACCGAUUUAAACUGUCUAAAAACCUGCUUAGCCGGAGAUUGCAAAGACAGCUAAAAGUACUGAACAACCCUAACAACCAAUUCCAGAAAAAAAAUACACAAAAUAAGUUCAAGAAAGACUAAAAGUGGCAAGGAGGAUAUUUACUAUGAUAGACUCAGAUUAAAGUGGUUAUAUUACAGAAACUGAAGUACCUUAACUGCUUAUUGAAACGUACAAAUAAAUGGGAAUGACAAUUGAGCCAAACAAAGAGGAUGUUGAUUUAUGGAUGGAAAUGGCUGAUACAGAUUAAGACGGCAAAGUAUCCCUAAUAGAUUAUGAAGAUCUAAUUAUCAGAGGUUUAAAACAGUAAGGAAUUUAAUUGGAAUGA